AUGUCCACUCUUCCCCGGUGGAGAGGAACAGGUUUCGGGUCCGUCGAGACUGUGACGUCAGACGAUGAUCAGGACUCCCAGUGCUCCGACACAUCAGCAGGAUCUAACCAAUCACAGACGACCGUCAUCUCCAACGUGACGACGUCAACCAUUCGCCAGUCUGAAAAUGAGGUGAAAAUCAGUGAGGCAGAACUGAAUUACCUGUCCUCAGAGGUGUGGAAGACACUUACCUGGCUACGACGAAGACGUGGCUACCUCUCCCCCUCCCGAGUACAUUCGGGGAACCGCCCGGGAGACCCUCCCACUUCGAUCAAGGAAUUGAUACAAGAAGUUAAAAUAAGUCAAGGAUCUAUUGACCUCCUAUUGGACAAAGGUCAAAGAUUCUUGGAGACAUUUCCAGACAUCAAACUUAGGGUUGAUCUGGAAAACUUGGCAUUUUACUGGAGGACUUAUGUGAAGGAGUUGCAGUCGUUUGACAACCUUCAGAGCUGCUGGCUUUCUACUAGGAGGCCAGAGACCAAGACAGGAAAUUGUCACCUGCUGCUCAAACAAGACUUGUCUCCUUUGUCUGACCUUGGUAAGAGGCCGCAGUGCAUCCCAAGGUCACAGGAAUGGAAGCCAUGUGUCUACAGCUAUGUUAAGUCUGUUGAGAAUCAAAAAUCUCAACAGCAUCCACAAGCCCCAGUUACCAAGAUAAACAGGCAAACUCAUGAGAUUGCCAGUCAACCGAGCUCUUCAAUAACGGAAGAGCCAAAAGGUAAAGAAGCAUCUGGUAGCCAUUUUGUACCGAGCUUACAGGUUGGUUCCACUAUACGGAAGUCCACCUGUUUCACCUACCUUCCAGACUUGUAUAAAUCCAAAAACCCUACAACUACCCACCGUUUAUACAGCAGUAUGGAAGGACUUCGCUCUGGUCCCAGAUCGCCACUUUCCGCAAGAAAAGGGGAGGGGAACUUACGCACCUUUUCACCCACUUUCGACAAGACUGGACUAAAGGACAAAAAGCUCGGGUCAAACCCUGAGCUGUCCUUUAUUCCAGACUCGCCUACUGAACCGAAGCGACGAAGAAUGGUGGAUGACAUGUCCAUCUGUAGCAAUGUUAGUAGCCAGGUUAGCAGUCGCUCACAUUCGCCAACACUUUCGAUAAAUUCUGAGACAACUUUGGAUGACAGCUACCUAAGUACUCCCAGUUGCUCACCAGCUGCCACCCUUAAAGAUCAGUUCAAGAAACGCUAUAGCAAAUAUGAACUGACCAUUGAGUCGGAUCUGAUGGAUCAGUGUCUGAUGGACUAUGAUCUUCUGGAGGCUUGUAAGUCUGCAGAAAGCGAUGAGGAGAAUAUUGGCCUCAAUGCCAAAGUUUCGUUGGCCGAGUUCCAGCAGCAGUACCGAGAGCUGUCCCAAUGGCUUGACCAGGUACUCCAGGUGACCAAGCGCACCAUGGGAACUCUGGCCCUAUCUGAGAAGUAUCUCACUCAGAGUUACCACGAAGAGCUACUGAAGCAGUCCCCCCGCCACAAGCUCUUCAAUGAAUAUGCUAAGCAGCUGCUACAGCGCCGCUCUAGCUUGAAAGGGGAGAUAACAAAAUGUCUGAACCAUGUAAACAGCCAGUGGGAGGUGGUAGAGAAGGCUGUGUCCUGUAAAGACAUUUGGCAGGACAAGGAAACUGUGCUAAAAGAUCUUGAGGCAGACAUCGUUUGCCUGAGGAAAUGGCUGGAUGGAGUGGAGCACAGUCUUUCGACAUUUGACAAACCUCACUUCACUGAUGAGGAACUACACAGGAAACUCCUGGAGCAUCAGGUUCUCCAGCGGGAUAUAGAGUCUCACUCCAGGAAUGUCAAUGCAGUGCUGAAGCUGAGUGAGCACCUACAGGAUGAAGCUGCUGUUGAUCGGGUGUUGGAUCACAAUCGUCUGUACCUCGAACGCAGCGCCAACACACUCCAGCAGCGCUGGCACUCUGCGUGGCUUCUCUCUAUAGAGGCUCAAUGUAGGCUGGAAAAUGACUUGAAAACAAAAAAGGUUACUUUCCCGUCCCCAAUACUUGGCAGCAAGUGGACACCAGAUCUGCUCAACUUUGACCUCCAAGGGGGCAAUGUGAGUGGGGCAGGAUUUGACGACAGCUUUGGCCUCCCAUUACGGCAGGCAGACGUUGCUGAGUCACCACUUUUAGAUGAUAGCAGCUUUGGCCUUGAUCAUAGUAGCUUUGUCCUUGACCAGAGCUCAGAGAACCAGAGUGGGAAGGACAGCGCAGUGGUGAGUGAGGUGGAAGGUAAGAUGUCCUCAGAGUACAGCGACUCUGAUCUGGAUAUGUUAAAACAUCACCGCCUCAAGUCCGACUCACGGGACAUAGGCUACAGCAGUGGAACCACAGAAUCACUUGGUCAUAUCAGCACUGAAAGUGACUGUGAGGACAUCAAGAAGCUUAUCGCUGGAGCAGAGCGCCUUGUCACACCCGAACGAACAGGUGUUGGAAAUAAACAGCGCAAAGAGGAUAAUUCCUGUGAUGCAAGUAGUGAGGAAAGUGAUGGCGGAUCGGAUGUGUACUCCACUGCCAGUGAUGAUGGUGGUAGCCAUGAAGCCAUGUUUGACAGUGUUCUUGGACUGGAUUACAAUUCUGAUGCUUCACUACCUCGCAAUCUUCCAGCAUUCCAUAACACAGUGAAACUUCGCCAGCGGAAAUGUAGGAAGGACAGGCCCUGGAGUGCUAUACAACUAACCGACAUCGGUGAUGAAUUUGAUAUAUCAUCUUUGUCUCGGUCAGAAACUGCCAUUGAUCGCCUUAGUUAUGGAAGUGAACACCUGUCAGCCAGCAGUAAGUUGGGUGGCUCUGCUGCCACCUUCCCCCGUGCUGGAGCAAAGCGCAAGUUGUACGAAUCAAGUCAGACAAGUCCUCAUGAUGGAAGUGUUUUUGACUCUAGUGAGUCAGAGGAGACAGAAAGCUCAGCCUGCUCUGACGAUUAUGAAACGGCUCACAGUGACAUCCUGGUGUCGGAUGAGGAUGAUGGUCUCAACAGUACAGCCUCUGUCUCAGAGCCAGCCUGGGAUAACUACCACCAGGUAUAUAUGUCCAUGGGGGAAGAUCAAGAGGAACAACCUUUAACAUGGAACCAGCUUGAAGAAGAUCUUGAGUUUGAUGAAAUCUACCCCUCCCCUAAAAACCUGUCUCUGGUCUCUGCUGAAAUGGAACGAAGGAAAAAGGAAGGAAAGAGUAAACCUCGUCUGCUGACACAGAGCAGUCGUCAUGGAUAUGACAGUGACUCAGAUUUAGAGGAUUUACACUAUUUCCUGGAAGACUCGGCCAGUCAACUGAAAAUAACUGACCACUGCCUUAAGAAACGUAGGAAGGACCAGUUCAGAACAGGCAUUGCAAUGAAUUCCCACAAAUAUGCUGAAAUCAUUGCUACAUGUCAGACAAAUAUAAAUUGUCUGCAGAGUGUUUACAACCACCUGCCUGCUGAAGCCACAGAGUCACAAUUAGAAAACUUAAAAGACAUGCUGUACCAGUGGGAAAAGCUGCAUGCCUUCGCUUGUGAGCGUCAGCAGCAGUCACAGGCAUUGUCUAACAUGUGUAAGAGUAUGAGUGAAGUACAGACUGGGUUACAGAGCUGCGAAGUAGAGGGCAUGCCCCAGCGAUUCUCCUCCAUCACUCAGGUGGAACAAUGUCUCAGGCAGGCACAGAAAAAUCAAGAUGUGCUUCAAAGUGUACAAACAUGUAUCAAAGAUUUGUACAAAACAGGCCAGUGUUUCCGCCAGGAACACCCUUCUAUCAAUCUAGAUGUGUUUGUACAACAGCUGCAGCAGGCUGAUUUGGUGUCAAGUCUCAAACUGGAGAGAGUGAACCAGGAUCUGCCAAACAUCCAGCAUGCCCACAAUCUCUGGAGCGAGUAUAUCUUGUUGCGUGGCCAGCUGAAUGGUUUGCUGUCUGAUGGAUUUACAGAGGAGAAUCUGGACCUUGAGGAUCCCAAUGGACCUUUGUAUAAGGUGGACCAGAUGAUAUCCAGACUGCAGUCCCUCCGUGGCCAGUUAUCUCCCUUUGUUGAUGAGUCGACCAAGGUGGAUAUGACCAUGACAAUGGCUGACAUCCAUGAGCAACUGUUAAUGGCUCAGAAGCACUGUCGACAGCUGGAGCAGCUGGCAGUGUUCAGAAACUCCCAGGAGACUAUGGAGCAAACUGAUAAUAAAACAACCAUGGCUGCAAAUCCAACAACAUUUCCUUCAUCAUCGUCAUCAUCAUCAUCCUUGUUGUCUUGUUCAUCUGCCUCUUGGCUGAAGUCACGCUAUGUGCGAGCAGCUGCUGUGUUCAUGAUGAUGGGAGUGGCCUAUAUGGUCGACCCUGAUCUCGUCAAACGUAUUGGAGACUUUAGUGUCAAUGUCACCCCGGAGCUUCGAUAUGUCAAUGGCCCUCCACCUGUAUAACUAUUGUUGUAUUAUAGUUCUUGUGUGUUAAGGAAUGAAAUACCACCAUAGCAGAAUUUUUUGUUUGUCAUGAAAAUGUCCAAUAAGAGUAAGAAUUAUGGUUUAUAAAAAUAUCAGUAUAAAAACAUUAGUUUGGUAGAAGCUAUCAGUAUUUACCAUUAUGUAGAAAUUUCAUGCAUCACUUGUAUAUGGAAUUGUUUGUAUAUACAUAUAUUAAGGUUAUAUGAAGGAUUAAAGUGGGUUGGAUGGGGGUAGGUUGUGAAUUUGGAGAGUACAUUUUGUAUUUCUGAUAAUGUACAUGUGUUAUGUAAAUAUUUUACACAAAUGUACUAUUUCAGUAAUUACUGAUAAUUGCUUAAACAUAUCUACUGUAAAUAUUUAGUGGAAUUGUUUCUAGGAAGCAGGUCAGUUAUUAAUGGAAAUGAUGAUUGAUUGAUUGAUUAAUUAAAUGAUUGAUCAUUGAUGUGUAUGAUAUGAAAGAGAUAGGUCAGAUCAUAAAAUAUUUAACAUACAACAAUAAAUAGACAAUAAAUAAACUUUUAAAGUAUAUAAACUUGUACAGAGAUGUACUUUGUUGUGGUGGUAUUUCAUAUCUUUUAACACUGUAUAGUAUCUCAUUGGUCAGUGUCUGCUGUAGGACGAACCCUGUCAGCAACAGUACCAUUAUAUAAAGGCAGCUAUAUAUAUAUACACUGAUAUUUUAUCACAUGGGCACGGUGAAUAGGACUCAUGAUGAACCGUUACUUUGUGAUUCUGUGUGACAUCCUCGUACUAAAACCCAUUGGACAAGACGACUUUCAUCACAUAUGAGGCAAUAUGUCACAUGAUGAUAAGUGUCACAUGACAAGUGUUAAAGUCUGUAACCUUGUGAAUUUUCCUCACAUGUUUAAGUGCUUUUAUCACAGUGAAUAACAUGAUAGUGUGUCACACAGAUGAAAUAUAUGUUCAACGAGGAGGAACCAUGUUAUCACUCGUGAAUCACACUGAUAACAGAUACCAAAUAUGGUAGUGUUAUUGUGGAUGUAUAACAACCAUAACUGAUCAGAUAACGGACACAGAAAAAGAUGUUGUUGAUAUCAGUUAUGGACUUAAAAUUGUAAAAUUAUACUGAUGAAUCAUACCAAAUAUGGUAGUGUUAAUGUGGAGUUAUUACCACCCGGACAUUGGACUGAUAUAACAGAUAUCGAGAAAGGUGUUAUGGAGUUGUAAAAUUAUACUGAUAACUCAUACCAAAUAUGGUAGUGUUAUUGUGAAACUAUAAUGGUCAACAGACAUAGAGAAAGGUGUUAUAAAGCUGUGAAAUAUUACUGAUAACAGAUACCAAGAUUGGUAGUGUAGUUUAAUCAGUAAAAGUAUUGUAUUGCUUGUUGAGUUGUUAGAACUCCAUGUAAUGACAGUGCUAUAUAUUACACAUAGAUGUAAUAAUUACCAGAAAAAUAAGACCAUGGACAUGAGUGAAAUGCCCGUACAGGGUUAAUUAAGGAUUCCUGUAGGAGAAAUACCUUGGUUGACAUGGAUUUUACAGGAGCUGUAUCCAAGAGGAAUAACUCUUACAGAUAAAGGAUACCAAGAACAUUCAAAGAUAACUUGGCUUAUCUGAGUACCUACUUGAGUACCUACCCGAGUACCUACCAGAGUACUUACUGCCAAAGUACCUACCCGAGUACCUACCUGAGUACCUACUGCCAGGGUACCUACCUGAAUAUCUGCCAGAGUACCUACCUGAGUACCUACUGCCAGGGUACCUACCUGAAUAUCUGCCAGGGUACCUACCUGAAUAUCUGCCAGAGUAUCUACCUGGGUACCAACAAUGUACUUGAGUGAGUACAUUGUUGUUUCAGAUGUAUGAUAAUUGAAGGCCACCUUCAAUGAUGUUAAGUUAUGGUAAGAAAUAUGAUAUGGUGGGAAGUGCCUGAAUGAUCUUCUGUAAUUACCUAUAUAAACGAAAAAGGGCAACAUAAAGAGAUAAGUUAAUUAUCUGAUUAUUCAUUUAUGUAUGUGUCCUCUUCAUCUAUAUAAACAGUGAUUACUGAUUAAGAUCAAGGUCAACAGAGGUCAGGUUCAUGUUCUUUUUGUAUAUAAUAUUUGUGGUAGGAGUGAAGGAAUAUACAUGUAUAUGCACAAUACCUGGUAACGGUGCCUGCAUUAGGAUCAUGUAUGUAUGUAGUCUAUACGUAUAACCAUGCUACUGUCCAGGGCCUGUUUGUCCAGCUCAAAUCACUAUCAAUAUAUGAAAUCUGUAAAUAAACAAAACUGUAAGGAAAUUCCAAAUUUGAGAUGAAUUUAAACUUGAAGUAGAAAAAUAUUUCAUUAUUUGGAUAUUGUUGGAAAUUAUCAAAUUAUUCACCAUCAUGUUUAUAAUUUUAAUUGAAAUGGUGAUUAAAAAAACAAGUUGUGUGAGACAAAAAUCGUGUUACCAAUUUUUCGCUAAAUUUGCCUGGUGUUUGAUGUUCUAUUGUGUGCUGUUUUGUGGUGGACAUCAGUGGUAACAGAGCUAGGACAGGUGUGCCCUGAUGUCAGUAAGACAGUAGUCAAUCCUAUGUCAGCAUACACUAAGAUCUCACCCUGUUAUAUAUAGCUUGGUUUCAUGUCCUUGGCCAAGUCCUCAUUUUCUAUUGGGUUAUGUUGAUUAAUCAAAUAAAGUAACUUUUAUCAGUUAAAAAGUUAAAAAAGAAAUUGUGAGUUUAAACUAGAAUUUCCAACUUUACUAACAUUAUUAAAAGUGAUAUAAUUCGGAUUUACUGGCAAUACAGAGGCUAUAAAUUGUUAUCCAGACAAGAAGGUGAAAGCUAUGAUGGGUUGAUUUCUUGUAUGAUGCUGUACAUGUUGUGUGUAUAUUGCUGUGAUUACUCUAACCAGUGACUUGUAGGGAGAAACGCACUCAUUGUUGUCUCUCAUUCUCUCAUUCAUAUACAUUCUUCAGGAUUUAUCCAUUUCAUAUCUCAGGAAUUUUACUGCAAGACAUAAAAUCUCAAAUUCUUUUUUAUACUGCUACAAGAUCAAUAAUUGUAAUGUAGGGAAUGGAAAACUACAAUACAGGUACGUGGAAAGAAAUCAUAUUUUUAUUUAAUGGUCGAUCAUAAUGUUGUUUGUGUAAUUCCAUCUAUUGAACUUGGUGAUCAUGUAAGUUGAUUGUUAUUGUAAGAGUUUAAUGAACUUCUUUAUCUCAAUCAAAAUAACAGACAACAUGUCAUAUUAAACCGUCCCAGAAUGAUGAAAAUUUCCACCAUACUACGUUAGCAAGGCAGCUUCUUUUUGUAAGAAAUAAAUGCGGUGCAAAAAAACACACCAGCAUCAAUACUUUGUUUAUAUUUCUAAGUAAAAUCAUUUCAAUGUGAAGGUAGUGCUUUUGAUUUGUCUCUUUUCAAUUUUUUUUCCUGUUUUUUAACCUAACAUUCCUGAAAUUGAAAUCCUGUAAGGGUUAUGGUAAAAUUCAGAUAUUAGUGCAUAGAUAUUUUCAAUACAAACUAGAACAGUUGUUAUUGAAUAGAAAUGGUCCUGGACUUGAUAAUACCUUUAAAACAGCAGAUACAUGUAUAUCCUUCAGCACAACAUUGUUUGAUGUGCAAUUUCUAGUUUCAUUUUACAUAUAUAAUACAAGCUUAUUGGCAGUAUGUUGUCUGAGCUUUCAUGUCCGAUUUCUUUUGAUGUAUCAGAAAGCUUCAUGGAUUUAUUUUUAUAUAUUCCCAUUAUAUAAGUUAUGCCUAUGGGAGACGGAAGACAUGGCAUUUUUAUAUCCUACCACUGAUUCUACAAUAUUCUUGAUUUUAUGUCACAAUUAUGUAGGAAAUAGAAAAUUCAAUUCAGAAUAUUGGUGUCGUAAAUUUAAGAAAACUGAUCUGGUCAAUAAGUACAAUGCUAUAUUGGUCGUGGAUAUUUUACUGUGAUAAUUAAUAAGGAAACAAAGAUUUCUGGUUGUUACCAGAUUGUUAAAAUUGAUGUACAAUUGACAUAAGUAUUGAAUACGACAAUACUUCAUUAAAUUAAUUUAUCUUGCAUUAAGUUAUACAAGAGGGGACACGUGCAUGAUAUAUUGUGUUGUGAUUUUAUUUAAUUUAGAUAUUUAUGCAAAUUAUUAUUUUUAUUUUUAAGAUUGAUUUUAACCAGUUUAUAAGUUGUUGCCCUGUCUUAUUUGGUGUUUACUGGUUGUUUACCUGUAGGUUGUACAGUCAAUGGCUGUCACCAAUGUGAUCUGCCCAGUUAAAAAUGAUACAAUUUAUCCUACAGUAUCAUCAAACAUUACAAUUAUCCAUGCUAUAUUUAGAGAAUUUGCCGACCAGAUUAGGUCUGAGCUUUAUAUAAUACCAGAUGUUAUUUGUUAUUUUGAAAUAUUAAGACAAUGUCAAAUUACACAUUACAAUAUAGGAAUAAUUUUCUCAUUAACAAUAACAAUUAAUGAACCAAAAGUGGUGUAAUUGUACAAUGCUGAUGUUCAUUGUUGGUUUGAAUACUGAACUUGUGACUCAUUUUUCUGAUGAUUUUUUUCAGAUUUCUUCCAUCGAAAAAAACAUAUUUGCCAAAAGUGCCAUGUGUUUCUGAGACUGUGUCAGUUUGCUCCAUUAUAAUAUUGCAUUUUACAAUUGAUUGUCUUAAUCAUGUUGUAUUUUUGUGUCUGUAGGAUUUUGUUGGGUCCUUAAUUAAAGAGAUGAUAUUAUUGAACCUACAUUAAUACUACUAUCCUGAAAUGUUUGUAAACGUUGUUGUAGGGAAUUGAUUGGAACAUAUUACAAAUGUACUUACAGAUCAGAUUAAUACUCAGCAGGAAAAUUGCAAAUCAAACAUGAAAAAGAAAUCGUGUUUAGAUACCAGUGAAAUCCUACAGACUGAAAAAUAAUAUCACAAUUUUUAUUCUCAUUUAUGAUAAUGAUUUCACCUGCUACAGGAUUGAAGACAUUGAAGGUAAGUCUUUGUGUAAGUAACCCUGUGGGGAUGAAACAUUUACCUUUGUAUUAAGUGCUACAUAAGUUUAUAUGUGCGUGAGACUAUAUUUUUAUCUAUAGAAUUUCAUUCAGUGACCAAUAAAUUAUGAAUAAUUUUGUUUUUAAUCCCACAAUGCAAUUUGGCCAAGAAAUAUGUUCUGACCCAAAGGUCACCCUGAGAAGAUAUCUGGUGUACAGUAAGUGUUUUAUUAUAACAAGAUAAGAGUAGAUUUAGUGCUUAUAUUGUCAGUGAACUUGUUUCUUGGUCAUUUUAUUAAAAAAUGUAUUAGGGUUUAAAAAGUGAACAUUUUGACUAAAGAAAACAAAUAAUAAGGUCAUUGAUUUAGGUAUAAACUUUAUUCAGCCAUUGUGUUGGAGGAGAUAUUUCACCCUAAUACAUUUAAGGAUGUAUAUAUUAUGUGGGUAAAAUUACAAAAAAAAAUUUAUAUAUAUAUAUAUUUGAAUAUUUAUUGUGGAAAAUGGUAACAAAAUCAGCUUUCACUAUUUAUUAUUAUCGGUAUUGAAGGAUUCGAUAUGAGAAAUUAGAUAAGAUACAAUUUUUGGAAACUAUUAAUGUACUAGAUAUUAUAGCUGCAUAAUGGUAUACAGCCAGUGUACUUUGAAUUGAGAUGGAUAUUGAUAAGAAGUUGAAGAAAAAACAACAAAUUUGAUUGAAAGAAAAUUGGUCAGAAAAUAAACAAGACGCUCUUCA
Ylistrum balloti is the source of this 10044-nucleotide messenger RNA. RefSeq lists its product as uncharacterized. The coding region runs from base 1 to 4413 and encodes 1470 amino acids. Gene Ontology annotation, cellular component: cytoplasm; meiotic nuclear membrane microtubule tethering complex; nuclear outer membrane. Gene Ontology annotation, biological process: nuclear migration. The transcript has 16 exons. Gene Ontology annotation, molecular function: actin filament binding. The record is from RefSeq and is a predicted model, not a curated record. Lineage: Eukaryota; Metazoa; Mollusca; Bivalvia; Pectinida; Pectinidae.